This is a messenger RNA of Phytomonas sp. Hart1, 2822 nucleotides long. NCBI's taxonomy places the organism in Eukaryota, Euglenozoa, Kinetoplastea, Trypanosomatida, Trypanosomatidae. The record is from the annotation of a GenBank genome assembly.
AUGCUACCCAACGUGGUGGAUAUUAACUCAUACGAGGCGCAGAUCCCAGAAUCCACGCGUCUUUUUGCCGAAGGUAGCACCCCCUCCACGGCUAAACCCUCCCCCGAUAAACUUUCUUAUGAACUCUCGACACCACACCCGCAAACCCCAUACCAACUCCCCGAUAAUCUCAUCGAAAGCCAUUGUGCGGAUGCCUUUCUUAUGGGAACGAAUACCGAACUUACCCUGAACUUCACAGACAGAGAAACGAAGGAUUCAAAAGGUUUGGUGACGUCUUUGAAUUCCCCUACUCGCCUGUCUUCGCCCACGGAAUCGUUUUUGGAAAGUCUGGCGAAAAAAGUAUCUUUUCAACGCGUACGUAAGUUAUUUUUACACUGGCGGGAUCAUCGAUACUACACGGCGGUAGCCCUGCGCUAUAUACGAACCCUCCGUAGCGAACACGCGCGUGAACACUACUUCCACCACUGGUAUAGAUGCACAACCGCACACUUUCGAUCGAGAAAAGAGCUUGCGGAUCAGAAGAGAUGUGAACAGGUGGUGAAAACGAAAGUGAAGGAGUUUUUGCGUGGUUUGCUGCGGCGAUGGUGGGAUGCCACGCUGACGGCUCGCUUUGCCAUGCAAAACACCGGGCGGCGGGUGUUUUGUCGCUGGCGUCGAGCAGUUAUCUGCUUAGCGCACAGACGGAAAUACAUCGGCACACACGGAGGCUAUUCUUCAAGCGUUGGAAUCCGAGAACGAGGAUUACUUCGAAACUUUUGGGAUCUGUGGCGUGAACGAUUUAUGCAUGUGUAUGCCUCAAGAUGGCAUAAACAACGACAACAACAAAAAGUAUUAUUGAGCCUGCUACAACGGGCUAAGGAACACCGAUACGAUAAAUCUCUCCUUUUGUACUGCGAUAAGCUACAAAAUGCAUUAGUCUUUAGAAGGUGGCGUGAUCACUUUAUAAUGAAAACUCGAUUGCGCACUUAUUCGGAGAAUUAUACACAACGACGGAUGCAGUCAACAUUCGAAUAUUGGAAAAAUAGAUACACUUUGCGAGGCGCCUCCACUGAACAGGAAGUUGAACUUCAAAGACUUCAUAAGAGUAAACGGCUGGAACACAACUUCCUUUUUUGGCGAAAAAGCCUCUGGCUACGACGGCGGCUUCGUGAGGUAAGUGAUCGAUGCCUCUUAGGUCGAGAGGAGUUGAUAAAGCUCACCUGGGAUCGCUGGGCAAUACGCACACGAUACCGCCUGGUCUGGUGGCAAGAUCAAGCUGAGGUUGCUAAAAGAUUCCAUCUGUACGUUUUAGCACGACAUAGCCUUCUUCAUUGGGUGCGCCGAUUAACGGAACAUCAACAGGCUCUCAAAGUCGACAUGGAUUCCCGCAUGGAAAUCGAAGCCUCCAAUCACUAUGACUUUCAUCUAUUCGCAAAUACUUUCUUUAAAUGGAAAACUAAGAUGUUUCUGAUUACGAGAUUCAAUGUCAAUGCGCGUCCUAAGCAAGAAAAACCUGUUCUCCAGCAGCCUGCUGUUAUAAAAAACAUGUCGACAAAUAGUCGGAAAGGUGCGUUUGUUCAGCCAGAAAAGGACAAAAUCCCCAAAACAUCCAAUAUCCCAACACCAUCGACACGAAGUGUAGACUCGCCACCCCCGAAAUCGGAAAGCUUGAAAAAAGCUUCGGAGGGACGGGAAAAAAAGGCACCCGGUCUAUCUCCGAAAUCCUUAAUCCCUACCGCCUCUCGGACCGGACACCUGCCGCGAAAAAAGGUCCCUACAAAAAUUCAGAGAAGUGCCAGCCAUGCAUCAACUGCCUCAAAGAAGGGCAGUAAUAGCUCAGCUCCCUUGUCAACGCCCACCUUACGCCCAUCCCCGUCAUCGGCAAAGAUCUCAAUAGCUAGCGAGGCCGUAGGUCCUGCGCGUGAAGCGUUCCAAAGGGAUACGGGCGCCCUUGGAAGGGAUCUUCCAGCCUCAACUCGAAACCAAAGACUCCAUCACACCUCCGCGCAUACAACCGAAGCGUCCAGCCCAUAUACCAAAGAAACUAAAUUGGUUUUCACGCCGCCUUCAUACAAACGCCCUCUUCUAUUAGAGAGGCAGCUUCUUUCGUUUAUCUCUAAAAAGAAAUCCUUGUUAGCGAUACGAAUGCAGCCGUUUCAAGUUUGGAAUUCCCAAACGACAUAUACAAGCAAGGCGAAUACCGUAAAGAAGCCUUCACUGCCAAACAACUCAACACACAUCCAUCGCACAAAAACGCACCCGCCUGACAAUAUCCCCUCCCUAUCCCGACAAGUGGAUUCCUGGGAUUUAUGCCUUACCGCUUCAAAGUACUACUCACAGUUGCUGAACGGUGAUGGCGCCUCUUCAAGGCGUGAAGAUCUGUACGAGGAUGCUAUGACAUCAAAUGAACGGAGACGAAGGCACGCUUCGCUUGGAAUGCGGGAUGAAGGUCUAAACGUUUCACAAUAAUGCCCAGAAUGAAAGAGUAAGUUCUGGCAUUUGUACCUUAUUAAUCGAUCAAAUUCUUUUUCACUCCCGAGGGAUUUAUUUCCUCUUCAUAAAUUUUUACGUAUAGAAUAAAUUUUUCAGCUUUAAUUACAACAAUGGUGGUACCAAGAUGUCCUUUUGAGUCCUUUAAGCCUGUUUAGUGAAAUGUUUCUCUAACUUCUAUCUUCUUUGAUUCCUUUAUUGCCCACAUUUUACUCCAAGGUCCCUUUUCUCAAAAUAAAGGAAUACAGAACAAGGGUGAAAAAUAAAAUUAUUCCUUCUGUUAUAUAAAUUUCUCGCAAAGUGAGGCUUUUAAGUAUAAAGGACACAAUCGAUACUUUCCAUCCUUUUUUUCA